This is a messenger RNA of Drosophila virilis, 3374 nucleotides long. RefSeq names its product transcription factor vestigial (gene vg). Gene Ontology annotation, cellular component: nucleus. Gene Ontology annotation, biological process: regulation of transcription by RNA polymerase II. The record is from RefSeq and is a predicted model, not a curated record. Lineage: Eukaryota; Metazoa; Arthropoda; Insecta; Diptera; Drosophilidae.
CGUCACGUUGUGUCCAACUGGAACACUGUUGACACAGUUGGCAAAUACUUUUCGGUCAAACAAAAGAACGAAUACAAAUUCCUUUCAAUCUGUGUGCGUGUACGUGUUGCACAGCAACUGUGCGUGGCUUCUGAUAUCGGGAAACGAACUUUAAAAUCAGACAACAGAGCGACAGACGCAGCAGAGAGCCGACCAUAACAGAACAGAACAGUGGAAAAGAGAGGAGAACAGGGCAGGAGCAAAUAUUUGCUGCUGCACGAGUACGAGUCCGUCUACUUCAAGACACAAUUGAGACGCACUCCAUUUUAUUUUCACACCGCGGCAUCGUUUGUUCAGACACCGUGCACCAAUACUAACAGCAACAACUAAAACAACAACAACAGCUACAACAACAGCAACAACAACAACCAAUGCACGUAAAUGGCACAGGCGCGAGCACACACACACACAUUGACAAAGUGGGCGGUGCUGAGUGCUGGCGCACAGCACACAGCAGUUGUCUCGCUCUAGCCCAUUGAAUCGACGGCAGCGCAAAGAGAGACAGCAAUUGGUUGAAAUGCCAUUUUGUUUGAGCUUCUGCUGCGCCGCUGCUGCUGUCGCGAGUGCAUCCAUCGAACGAACGCCAGCAGCAGGCAGCCAGUUUGUUUUCUCCCUUCCAAUCGAGCGGCAGCGGCGGUUCCGCAUCGCCUUACGCUCGCGUACUUCUACGCGCCCUCUCAGACCCAGUCAAUGUGAGCGAUCGCAGCAAAUGCAGUUCAAUUUGAGUGCAAUUAAAAGAUUUAUUCGCCGUCGCCGUCGUCGAUGCGCUUCCACCUUCACUUUAAGCUCAACUGAUGCUGCAUGCAUAACGUAAACUAAUGUGAAUGUGAGCAUCGGUCGUCUCCGUCUCCGUCAUCGUCUCAAUUGCGGUUUCCGUCGCCGUCGCCGUCACCGACGCCGUCGCCGUCGCCUUUGCCGCGCUGCCAACUCGCAAGAAUUUAUGGAAUUUGGCAUUUGUGGAUUUAGCGAAAAUAUUUUCAUUGAGUGCGCGAGCAAAUGUUUUUGUGUACGCUUCGUUUUCAGAUCUCGCCCGCGUACCCCGUUAAUAUUCCCGCAACCCGCGCACUCAUAAAAGCCGCGUUAAAAUCUUAAAAAUUCACGUGUAAAUUCCGGUGCUUAUAAAUUUAAUUACUAUUUAAAUUAACUGCUAGCAAUACGCAAAACGCAAGUUUUUACGACGGCAUUAAUCCGUCACUCUCUGUGGAAAUUUACCCAUGCCCAUAAGUGAAUCACAAAGCCAAGUGUUUUCUUAUACAGUACCCAUACAAAUGAAAGUCUAUAUGCUUAUGGAUAAAGUGCAUAAAUCAGAUAAAACUCACACCAAUUCAGAGCGCAGAACAUUGGAUUAUAAAAUUUCACUUUGCGACGCCUUGCAAUUUUUCAACGGAAACUCGGACAAGGGAACGGCCCCAUAAUGGAUGCCCGGGCAAGCAACAACAAUGAUAACAAUAGCAACUACCAACAACAACAACAACUAACAGCAGUCAACAAUGUGGAAAUGAUAAUUGCAAUCGCCUGCGCAUAGAAGCAAAGCAAAGCGUCUGAAGAAAGUUAAAGCUAAAAAAAUAGCAAGGAAAAUUCAUAGAAAGCAGCAAAGAAAAAAAGGCUAAGGAAAAACAACACACAGCAACUUAAACAACAUCGAAAAGAAAAAAAACAAAAUCAAACAAAAACAUAAAGACGAAAAGUAAUUAAAGCGCUUGAUACAAACGCGAUGGUGUUUUACAAUAUGUAAAUAUAAUUAGCCGAGCGGAGUUUUCAUUCCUGGAAUUCGCCAUUGCCAACGAAGUCAGCGGCAAAUAUACAAACACAAAUACCCGACCACAAACACGCUACUGCAACUUCAGUCUGAGCCGGUUUUAUAAUUACUCCACUUUACUCCACUGGCCGGCACUUGAGUUGAGCUACCUUUUUUUUCACAUAUAUAUAAAUAUAUAUAUAUAUAUCAUUUUUGUCGGCCCAGACCGAGGCCCAGGCCGGGGGGCUGAGGCCUAGGUGCAGGCGCAGGCGCGGCCAUUGCUGCGAUUCCAAAAACAGAGAACCGAGAACUGAAAACGGCAAUUGGAAUAGCAAUUGGCUGUCGAACACUGAAAAUUUGUGGAAAAGCUCACGGAAAACUGUGAUUACUGUGAUUACUGUGUGUGCGCGCGCGUGUGUGUGUGUGUGCGUGUAAUACAAGCUCGUUUUAAUACAUCGAAGUGAACAAAUUUCAAUCGACAGAUCGGGAUUUGAGUGCGCCUGCAACUGCAACUGCGACGAUGGCAGUGUCCUGCCCAGAAGUUAUGUACGGUGCCUAUUAUCCAUAUCUGUAUGGGCGCGCAGGACCUAGUCGUUCAUUUUAUCAAUAUGAGAGGUUCAACCAGGAUCUGUAUUCGUCCUCGGGCGUGCAACUGGCCGCCUCCUCGAGCGCCUCGGGCAGCUCUCAUUCGCCCUGCAGCCCCAUCCUGCCGCCCUCGGUGAGCGCCAAUGCAGCCGCAGCGGCUGUUGCCGCCGCCCAUAACUCAGCGGCCGCAGCCGUUGCGGCGGUGGCCAAUCAGGCCUCCUCCUCCGGCCUGCAGCUCGGCCCAGUGGGCGGCGGCGUUGGCGGCGGUCCUGCCAGCGGAUUACUUGGCUCCAAUCUGCCCAUUGGCAGCAGCGCCGCCAGCGCCGGCCUGGGCAUGAGUCCCGUGCUAAGCGGCGCCGGACCCGGCCACGGCAUCCACAGCCGGACACACCAAACCAAAGAAGAAGAUCUCAUCGUGCCGCGCAGCGAAGCUGAAGCGCGUCUGGUGGGCUCCCAACAGCAUCAUCACAAUGAAUCAUCCUGCUCCUCUGGUCCAGACUCGCCGCGGCAUCCGCACGCGCAUCCGCAUUCGCUGCACGGAACGGGGGCAGGCUCCUCGGCGGGCGUCGGCCCAGCCACGGGCGCCAUGUCCAAGGAGCUGCCACUGGACACCAGCAGCAGCAGCGGCGGCGUCGCCGGCGGCGGCAGCCAAGGACGCGCUCAGUAUCUGUCGGCCACCUGCGUUGUUUUCACCAACUACUCGGGCGAUACGGCCAGCGUUGUGGACGAGCAUUUCUCUCGGGCGCUCAACUACAGCAAUAAGGAGGCAAAAGAGUGUAUAAAAUUCAUUGUCUUUGCAUCUUCCAAGAUCACAGAACAAUCUGCCAAGCUAUAGCAGCUAGUUAGAUGGAAUGAAAAUUAAAUUCCUAUUUAUUUCAAACCAUAAACUGAACCUUAAACUAAACCAGCUAAUCCCCACCAAAAACAGUUCGGCUCAACAGGCUAAAGAUAAAAGACAUUGGCGGCAGACCCAAACCCAUGGAAACACUUCCUCUCAGUAAAACAGGAAGGU